GAAGAAUCAACACUGAACCACCAGAUGUGAUAUAACCUUACAUUUAUUAAAUUUUGAGUAGUCAUCGAUUUAAUAAUUAUUUUUUGGAAAAAUGACAGAGCCCUUGAUAUGCCUUCCUGGGCAAAGAUUAUGCCUUUGUGGCAAAGUAUACACAUCUGGCCAAGGAACUUAUGAAAGACAAGGAUAUAUUUAUUCACAACUUGCAGGAUAUGUUGACAUUAUUGAAAAAGAUGGUGUAAAGAUUGUAGAAGUUCAUACUAGUGGAGAAAAAACGGUUGUUCCAGCACAAGGUGACAUAGUAACAGCUCAAGUUUCAGUUAUUACUCAACAAUAUGCGAAAUGUUUCAUAAAAUGUGUAGGAGACGCAGUAUUGAGGCGACCUUUAAGAGCCGUACUGAGAAGAGAAGAUGUGAGAGCAACCGAGAAGGACAAAGUAGAAAUUUACAAAAGUGUCAGACCUGGAGACAUCAUUUUAGCUAGAGUAUUACCAAUAACAGAAGCCCACAAUUAUCAAUUAUCUACAGCAGAAAAUGAAUUAGGUGUAGUAAUUGCUCAUUCCGAACAUGGUCAUCCAAUGAUUCCAAUCAGCUGGACAGAUAUGCAGUGCUCAAAAACAUUUGUUAAAGAACCAAGAAAAGUUGCCAAAGUUGUACCAGAAAGUUUUAAUCAAGAAACUACAUAAUUUUAUAUUCUGUUGAUUAUGAUAUUUUAAGUUGGUAGCAAAGAAGUAAAAUAUUAAGAUGUGAUAUUCUUAAUGUAAUAUUUUUUUAAGGAAAUACAGUAAAGUUAGUUUUUUCAUAAAA
Molecule: messenger RNA, 803 nt
Organism: Diorhabda carinulata
Lineage: Eukaryota; Metazoa; Arthropoda; Insecta; Coleoptera; Chrysomelidae
Gene: Csl4
Product: exosome complex component CSL4
Exons: 3
Coding region: 92-682 (196 amino acids)
Biological process (GO): RNA processing
Cellular component (GO): cytoplasm; nuclear exosome (RNase complex)
Molecular function (GO): RNA binding
Source: RefSeq, a predicted model, not a curated record